Anopheles funestus (African malaria mosquito) is the source of this 2190-nucleotide messenger RNA. RefSeq lists its product as uncharacterized. Lineage: Eukaryota; Metazoa; Arthropoda; Insecta; Diptera; Culicidae. The transcript is spliced from 3 exons. The record is from RefSeq and is a predicted model, not a curated record. The coding region runs from base 495 to 2093 and encodes 532 amino acids.
UUUUUUUCGUCUGAAGCUACAGCAAACCAGGCACAAACGCCACCACAAACAAGAUAAGAUUGCAAGCGCGUGACGGGGUAGGUAUGAUCGCACCCGAAACAUAUCACAUCCCCACCAGAUUUGGUGCCGUAUGUUUCCACCACAUGGCCGUUACCAAUGACGGAGCAGUUCUAUUAAUUUACUGUUUGGUGUUGGGUCCUGCUGGACAGCAAGUUUCGUACGGGCUGACUUGCGAAAUUAUACUCAGUCUUUUGCAAGUCACGAUACUCUCAUCACGUAACAAUAUCUUGGGUGUUGCAAUCUUAGUGUCUUAGUUAGUAAUAGAAUUCCCGUACGUGUCACAACGCAUCAUCUGGGUGAUCAAAAUAUAACAGACCGUCAAUUGGCCGUCGCGAUUCAGUUGAUCGGGUCGACAUAGUGGACUGAAACGUACCGCCGUAGUUAUACAGUGAUCUACAACAUACAAGCACGUACUGGUGUGAAGGUGUCUCAAAAUGACUGGAGAAACAAAUACGGAAACGGUGCCCCCAAACCAGACAGCUGUUGCCCAAACAGAAACAUCGUCUGAACAUUUGUCUGCUGCUGCCGUAGAAUUGGUGCAAGAUUUAAAGUCUUCAGAGUCUCAGAACACGGCCAAGGCUGAGCAAGUUAAGGAGGCUAAUAGUGUCGAACAAAAUACAGCAGAUGAUGAUCACGAAGCGGUAUCAGAUAAGGAGGACACACCUUUAGAAGAGUGCAAAGUGGAAGAACAAAAUGCAACUGCUGCACAUGAACCGGAAAUCAAUGUCGAGGAAAAGGCAACUGAACCCGUUGCUACCGAACAAAGUUCUACUGGUGUACCUCCGACCGCCGAAGAGACUACUGAGCUUCCCGCGUAUCUUUACAAAGCGAUGGAACAGGUGGCCAGUGAGCAAGGUUUUACGGCCGGGCAAUUCAAGCUCGAGUUUGACGUUGGAUCGAACAAGGGUGACGGUUUCGUGGGCCAAAUGUUCAAAGCUUACCUUACCGAAGGUGAUCGACGGGAGGUGUUUUUGUGCAAAAUUCCACCGCUGAACGAUGCACGCCGUCGGCAGUUUAACACGAUGAUCAGCUUUGGUCGUGAAACUCUCGUGUACAAAACAUUCCUACCGGAAAUGUUUGCUUAUCAGGAGGAAAAGGGCGUUGGCCGCGAGGAAGGAUUUUUCAACGUGCCGAAAUGCUACUACGCUGAAUGUGAUGAAGCCGCCGAAGAAUCGGUCAUAAUCAUGGACGACCUGCGUCUAAUGGAUUACCGAAUGUGGGAUAAGCUGGAGCCUGUGAACUACGAACACGCUCGACUGACCAUGCAGCAAUUGGGUCGUUUGCAUGCAGUUUCACUAGCGCUAAAACGAGAUCGACCGGAAGAGUUCGAAAAGUUUAAAGUGCCAGAUUCUUUGGUGUUGCUGAUGCAUGAUCAAAGCCCCCUCGAACUUAUGAUGAAACAGAUGAUAAAUGAUGCAAAGGAAACGCUUGAACCGCACGAAACAAAGGAACGGGCAAAGAUGGAAAAGCUCGGGGAAAAUAUGCGACAGGAAAUGCUAUCGUUAGCAAAUGGCAGUUCCGCCGAACCAUACACCGUACUAGGACACGGUGACUGUUGGGUCAAUAAUUUUAUGUUCAACUAUAAGAAUGGAGCGCCAGAUAAUAUCAUCUUUCUUGACUGGCAGAUAACACGCUACGUGUCGCCCGUUCUCGAUAUCGCUUACUUCCUGUUUUGCUGCACGGACGAGGAGUUCCGACGGCGGUACUACGAUGAGAUGUUGAACAUUUACCAUAACUCGCUAGCAACGCUGCUUGAAAAGCUUGGCCACAAUCCGCAGGAAGUGUUCCCACGCACUGCGCUAGUGCGCCAGUUACGGCGUUAUGGCAAGUUCGGAAUCUUGAUGGCAGUUUUUCUAGUGCCGAUGAUGUGUACACGUCCCGAAGAUCUGCACGAUAUGGAAGACGCGGCCGAGAAGUAUCGCGAUUCGAAUGAGUUGGAUGUGAAGGCCAUAACUACUAACACCAAUAAGAGAGCUUACCAUACACGCAUGAGUACUGCAAUACGAGAUAUGGUGCGUUAUGGAUAUCUCUAGAGUGAACGCAAUCACUUCCGUAACAAUUUCGUUAUGGAAUGCGCCAAAAUAAAAGGAGCGAUUAUCGAUGAACGCAGGGAGCUUAACACUAAAUGUA